GGGGGGCCGAAACCGAGGCCGAGACGCCGUGGUGGCUGCUGCUGGCUCUCUCCCUCCCUCAUUUCCCAUCGUGCCGAGGCGGGCGGCAUGGCGGAGAAGGAUGACACCCGAGUUUGACGAAGAGGUGGUGUUUGAGAAUUCUCCACUUUACCAAUACUUACAGGAUCUGGGACACACAGAUUUUGAAAUAUGCUCUUCUCUGUCACCAAAACCAGAAAAAUGCACAGCAACAGAGGAACAACAAAAGUCUCCUUCAAGAACUCAGCCAAAACGAGGCAUCCUGUUAAAAGUGGCUGAAACCAUCAAAAGCUGGAUUUUUUCUCAGUCCAGUAAGAAAGAUGACUUACUUCACAAGUUGGAUGUUGGAUUCCGACUCGACGCACUACAUACCAUCCUGGAACAGGAAGUCCUGCUACAGGAGGAUGUGGAGCUGAUUGAGCUGCUUGAUCCCAGCAUCCUGUCUGCAGGGCAAACACAGCAACAGGAAAAUGGACACCUCCCGACUCUCCGCUCCCUCGCAACCCCUAGUAUUUGGGAUAUCUCAGUGCUCUUUGCCAUCAUUAGUUUGCUCGUUAUGCUUCCCAGCUGGUGGAUUCUGUCUUCCUGGCUGGUAUGGGGAGUGAUUCUCUUUGUUUAUCUGAUUGUAAGAGCUUUAAGAUUAUGGAGGACAGCCAAAUUGCAAGUGACCCUCAGAAAAUACAGUGCCCGUUUGGAAGAUACAGCAGCAAAUAGCCGGGCUUUUACUAACCUCGUGAGAAAAGCUUUACGUCUCAUUCAAGAAACUGAAGUUAUUUCCAGGGGAUUCACACUUUUGCUUGACAGGGUCAGUGCUGCUUGCUCAUUUAAUAAAUCUGGACAGCAUCCAAGCCAGCAUCUCCUCGGUCUCCGGAAAGCUGUCUACAGAACUGUGAGAGCCAACUUCCAAGAAGCAAGGCUGGCUACCCUGUACAUGCUGAAGACCUACCCCCUGAACUCUGAGAGUGACAACGUAACCAACUACAUCUGUGUGGUGCCUUUCAAGGAGUUGGGCCUGGGGCUUAGUGAAGAGCAGAUUUCGGAGGAGGAAGCACAUAACCUGACAGAUGGCUUCAGCCUGCCUGCCCUGAAGGUUCUGUACCAACUCUGGGUAGCACAAAGUUCAGAAUUCUUUCGACGAUUAGCCCUGUUACUUUCUACAGCGAACUCACCUCCCGGGCACUUACUUACUCCAGAACUUUUGCCUCAUCGUGUUUUAUCUGAUGUGACUCAAGGUCUACCUCAUGCUCAUUCUGCCUGCUUGGAGGAGCUUAAGCGCAGCUAUGAGUUCUAUCGGUAUUUUGAAACCCAGCACCAGUCAGUACCCCAGCGUUUAUCCAAAACUCAACAGAAGUCAAGAGAACUGAACAGCGUUCACACAGCAGUUCGAAGCCUACAGCUCCAUCUGAAAGCGUUGCUGAAUGAGGUAAUAAUUCUUGAAGAUGAACUUGAAAAACUUGUUUGUACUAAAGAAACUCAAGAAGUAAUGUCAGAGGGUUAUCAAAUCCUAGAACAAAAAUUAAAGUUGAUUCAGCCUCAUGUUCAAGCAAGUAAUAGUUGCUGGGAAGAAGCCAUUUCUCAAGUGGACAGACUGCUUCGAAGAAACACAGAUAAAAAAGGCAAGAUGGAAGUGACCUGUGACAACCCCGGCUGUGUGGUGGGCACCCCAGCACAGCCUACUCUACACAUUGCAGACCAAGAUCCAAUCCCGGAGGAGCAGGAAUUAGAAGCAUAUGUAGACGAUAUAGAUAUGGACAGUGAAUUUAGAAAAGAGGAUUUUUAUUUCUUGUCUCAAGAAGAUAGAGAGAGACAGAAACGUGAACAUGAAGAGUCCAAGAGGGUACUCCAGGAAUUAAAAUCUGUGCUGGGAUUUAAAGCGUCAGAGGCAGAAAGGCAGAAGUGGAAGCAGCUUCUCUUUAGUGAUCACGCUGUGUUGAAAUCCUUGUCUCCUGUAGACCCAGUGGAACCCAUAAGUAAUUCAGAGCCAUCAGUGGAUUCAGAUAUGGGGGAAGUUGGUAAACAUGAUAUGGAAGAGGAAAAUAGUAAACCCUCCACAAGUGGCAAUGAAAUAAAUAGUAGGACUGAGUAUUUAUGUGAAAACCCUCUAGAUGGUAAAAAUAAAGACAAUUCUGCAAAUAAACUCUUCCUCCAAGAAACUGAAGAAAGCGUGUGUUACCAGUGCGAGAGUGAAGAUGAAUCACAGCAGACAGAUGUAGGUGCACUGGCAACUGCUCAUCCAGCACCCAGGGACGCGGUCCAGACCUCCAUCAAGCAGAGGCUGGCACGGCUCCAGCUGUCACCGGAGUUCACCUUCACUGCGGGCCUCGCUGCAGAAGUGGCUGCUAGAUCUCUCUCCUUUACCACCUUACAGGAACAGACUUUCGGUGAUGAUGAUGAUGAUGAGGAGGAGGAGGAGAAGGAGGAACAAAUAAUAGAAGAAACUAAAGAUGAGGUAGAAGAAGAGUAAGAACCAAAAUUCACACAAAGGAUUUUAUAUUGAAAAUUCAUUUUAUGAAAUGUGUUUUAGCUUCAUGGCUAGAUAGGCCACUGGAAAGGGAAAGUAAGUGCAAAAUUUUACUGUAUCUAAAAACCAAGAUGUGAAUUUACAUCAGUUUGAACAACUGAUCUGAAUCAUAAUCUCCUGUAAAUGACAGGUCUGUUAGAAAAAAAUCACAGAAAGGUAAGGGCUCUUUUGAAUGAACUGCUAUUUUAUUUGCAGCAUAACGGAUCGAUCUUGGAAAUUCUUUGAGUACUUUUAAUAAGAAAUAAAUUUAUUAUUUCUUGCCAGAAUUUGCUACCAGAAAAUGACAGGAUAAUUCUGAUGCAAGAAAGUUAACAUUUAAUAAGACUCCUUUAUACUGUAUUCUUGCAGUUAAUAACUGCAGCUUUUAUGUUAGUAACAAGUUGUUUGUAUUUUAUUUUUGUUUAUACCAAUCAAAGAUACAGGCUCUAAAUAAAAAAAACUUGAAUUCAUACAAUUGAUGUGUGCUGGGAUUUGGAGUUUGGA
Messenger RNA from Sorex fumeus (smoky shrew), 3022 nucleotides. It is a transcript of the gene VEZT, whose product is annotated as vezatin, adherens junctions transmembrane protein. Gene Ontology annotation, molecular function: myosin binding. Bases 101 to 2482 code for a protein of 793 amino acids. The transcript has 12 exons. The record is from RefSeq and is a predicted model, not a curated record. NCBI's taxonomy places the organism in Eukaryota, Metazoa, Chordata, Mammalia, Eulipotyphla, Soricidae. Gene Ontology annotation, biological process: cell-cell adhesion. Gene Ontology annotation, cellular component: plasma membrane.